Messenger RNA from Oikopleura dioica, 1221 nucleotides. Lineage: Eukaryota; Metazoa; Chordata; Appendicularia; Copelata; Oikopleuridae. The record is from the annotation of a GenBank genome assembly.
AUGCUUUCCUUGGACAAUUAUCUCCAGCGCUUCGUAACCUCUGCUCAUACUAACCGCUAUCUCUUUCCAAUCCUUGAAGAAUUCCUAGUCAACGACGUUUACCUAAACAAGAAGAAGCAGAUUCAAAAACGGAUGGAUUCAUUAGUCAGUCCUCUGAAAAACGCAUCGAAAGUCAUGGCUGAUGCACCUGGAAAUCUUCUGGCAUCACUGAAGACGUCUGCAGAACAAGUCAAACAGAAAAUGACCCCAUCAGGAAUGACUUCUUCCGCCUCGUCUGGCUCAAGGGAUGACAACCAAGAAGAAAAGUGGCUACUCUGUUUUCGAAAUAUUCUCGAUGAGAUUUUCGACCUCGGCGCCCGUGGAAAAUGGUUCCGACGCCAAUUUAUGCAACUUUUCACCGCCGCCCUUGAAACGACUUUCUUUGCUGGGAAGAUGAAUGUCAAAAUUAGGGAGUUUAUUGAGGACUAUACGGAAGACAGCGCUGUUGCGGGAUAUAUCGAGAAGGUCAAAAUUGCUUUAUUUCCACAGGAUCAACCCGCUAAAACCAAACCAAGACGUUCCUCAUCCGACAUUGUGAUCACCGGCUUCCUCGCUCGCAUUCGUCUUCUCACUGCAUUUCCUGAAAGUCUCAGACACAUGCUCGGAAAUGAGACCUGUCGUGGAGGCAUCGCCAGAUUUUGGCAGCUCAUUCAGCAUCAAGAGCUCAACAAACGAAUUAUUUGGAACCUGAUGGAGGUCAUUCUUGACUCGAUAAUUUCUAUCGACGAAGAAAAGAUCACGGAGAGCAAAAAUGACGAAGAGAAAAUGAAGACGUUGACGCUCAAGUUAGAAGUAAUGAUAAUGUUUUUGGAAAAUGGGCUUCAUCUUCCAAAGAAAUACACAAAAAUCGAACUUGAGAAAAAAAUCAACGAUUACAUCGAGUUUUUACCAAAUGAUUGGGAUCCUGGCUUUGCUUACUCGGAUUUUGAUCUCAUGGGAAAAAUUCUCGAAGAAGGUGUACAUGCAUCAAAAAGAUUUUUUAUCUGGAGAUUUGCGCAAAUGACGAAUCCUAAAUCGAAUCCUGGACAUAAACUGUUCUGCAUGAAUUUCAAAAGGGCUAGAAUAAACGAGUCAAUGCAACAUCUUAUUGAUGAAGACCCGAGAUGUGAGCUUUCUACAGCUGCUAAACUGAUUUUAGAAAGAGUUUAUUCUCUGUACCCAAUUCAAAAGACUUCUUUUUAA